Quercus lobata is the source of this 2128-nucleotide messenger RNA. RefSeq names its product golgin IMH1-like. The annotation marks the transcript as partial. The transcript has 6 exons. Lineage: Eukaryota; Viridiplantae; Streptophyta; Magnoliopsida; Fagales; Fagaceae. The record is from RefSeq and is a predicted model, not a curated record.
UGUGUGAUUCCAGACUUUCCAGUCAUGCUUCUUAAUUUUACAAUAAUACAUGUGGAUCGGUUAAACUAUGAACAGAGAAACUUCCUUUUCUAUACUGCAACAUUGCCAUUUGUUUUUCCUAGUAAUCUCCAACUGCUCACUUCUAAAACUCUACAGAAUUUGAUUGUCUUAAGCUAGAAAUUAGAUUUGAAAGGACCGCAUGUAUUUGUUUGUUUUCAGUAUUCUUGUAAAAGUACAGUGGAAGAGAAACCAAACUGCCUUAGUUCUAACAGCAACAAAACAACAUUGUCUGCCAAAAUCCCAGUGAGGUGAGUGAGACUUGUGAUGAACAUUUUCUGAGAUCCGAGACUCAUAUAAGACCAAAAAAAAUGUUCAAGUCAUGGAGCAGGAAGAAGAAGGUCAAAGUUGUAUUCAAAUUGGAGUUUCAGGCCACUCAGGUGCCAAAACUGAAAAAAUCAACAUUGAUGAUAUCUUUGGUGCCAGAGGAUGUUGGAAAGCCAACAGUGAGACUAGAGAAAGCUGCAAUUCUGGAUGGAACCUGCACAUGGGAGAAUCCUAUCUAUGAGACAGUGAAACUCAUUAGGGAAUCAAAAACAGGAAAACUCAAUGAGAAAAUUUACCACUUCAUUGUUUCAACUGGAUCAUCAAAAUCUGGUUAUCUUGGAGAAGCUUCAAUUGAUUUUGCAGAUUUUGAGGCAGAGACUAAACCAUUAACUGUUUCUCUGCCUCUUAAGUUUGCAAACUCUGGCGCAGUUCUGCAUGUGACAAUUCAGAAGAUGGAGGAAGAUACUGAUCAAAAAGAUGGUGAAGAGUAUGGAGCUCAAUUACUUACACAUGAUGAAAGCAUGAAUAGUCAACCAAGCAAUUGCAGUGCAGAUGAUAACUUUUACAAUUUUGCUGAAGAUAUGAAUCUGAAAGAAGCCACAUCUCAGAUUGCUGAACAAAAUGGCAUCUUUAGAGCACCUACAGGCUCUAAUGCUGCAUUAGCAUCAUGUUGGGAUAUCAACUCUAUACAAAGUACACAAGAAGAUCUUGGAUUCAGAAGUAGCGUCCAUCAGGAACCCACCAGCUUCCGCACACAUAACAGACAAAACUCCAUGCCUAAGGGAACAUUUGAUGCCAUCACCACAAAAAAGAAUGCGCAUCGGAGAUCAAACACAGAUUGGUCAGUGGAUUCAGCUUCGGAUGCAAGUUUAGUUGACUCAAUAAACAGCCUGGAGGACAAUCUUCCAAGAGAAAAGUUACAAGAGGCAUCAGAAGAUUCCCUCGAAAAACUCAAAAAUGAAAUUGCUACUCUAAAGAGACAAGCAGAUUUAUCGGAAAUGGAAAUACAGUCCCUUCGGAAACAAAAUGUGAAGGAGAAGAAACAGGGAGAAAAUCUAUCAAGACAAAUCAUUAGCCUUAAAGAGGAGAAAAAUGCACUCAAAAUAGAAUGUGAACAACUCAAGUCACAGCAGAAAUGCAUUGAUGAUGCAGAAGCUACAAACAAAUUGCAGUCUGAGAUUAAGAAUACAAGGGUUCAGUUAGAAGCAACAAGGCAAGAGCUUAAUUAUGAAAAGAAAAUAAGUAAUGAUCUUCAGUUACAGCUGCAGAAAACACAAGACUUGAACUCAGAGUUAAUUCAUGCAGUGAGAGACCUUGAAGAAAUGCUGGAGAUAAAAAAUAAGGAACUGGCUACAGAGUACAAUGAUGCCAAGGAAGUAGACUUGUUGAAGCAGAACAUCAGCGACCUGAAUGGUGAAAUAGAAUUUUACAGGAAACACAAGGAAGAGCUAGAUAUGCAUACAAAACAGCUCACCUCGGACUAUGAGUUUUUAAAGCAGGAAAACCAUGAUAUCUCAUUAAAGUUAGAGGAAAGCCAAAUACAACAACAGAUGACACAAAACGAAUGCUCAGCUUCUUUGGCUACUAUAAAAGAACUUGAAUCCCAUGUAGAGAUAUUAGAAGAAAAAAUCAAGAUGCAGGCAGAAGAAUUCUCAGAAUCUUUGAUCUCCAUCAAUGAACUUGAAGCUCAAGUUAAGGGAUUAGAGAAAGAACUGGAAAAGCAGGCACUGGGAUUUGAAGAAGAUCUAAAUGCCAUGGCAAUUGCCAAGACUAAGCAGGAACAGAGAGCCAUCCGGUCAGAGGA